AGCGACUUGCUGCCGCCUGUCAGCCGUGACCUGCUGGCGCCGGGAGCGUCCUGUGGCCGACGCCCGCCCCGCCCCGAGCCCGGCCAUGGAGCUGCUGUCAUUCAAGGAUGUGUCAGUUGAUUUCUCUCCAGAGGAGUGGGAAUGCCUAGGCCCUGCUCAGUGGGAUCUGUAUAGGGAUGUGACGUUGGAGAACUACAGAAACCUGGUUUCCCUGGGUCUUGCUUUGUGUAAGCCAUACCUGGUCACAUUUCUAGAGCAGAAGGAACCACCUUGGAUUAUGAAGAGUAAAGAGCCCACAGCAGCAUACCCAGAGAAUCUUUGCAAAGAUAGUACAUCUGCAAAAGACAUUACUCUGUUCUCAAGAGCACUCAUCCAUUAUGGCGUCCAUAGUCAAGAGAAGCCUUUCAACUAUAAAGACUGUAGCAAAGUUCUCAUCAGUGGCUCAACUUCUAAUCAUUGUCAGGGGACUCAUAAACCUUAUUUAUGUAAACAGUGUGGAAGCACCUUUAAAUAUCAUUCUGCCCUAACCAAGCACCAACUAAUACACACUGGAGCAAAACCAUACACAUGUAAGGAAUGUGGCAAAGCUUUCAAUAGAAGCACAAACCUCACUCGACACCAGGUAACUCAUAAGAGACAGAAACCAUACAAAUGUCAGCUGUGUGACAAAGCCUUCAACAAAAGUACAAACUUUGCUCGGCACCAGAUAACUCAUAAGAGACAGAAACCAUACAAAUGUGAUGAAUGUGGCAGAACCUUCAAUAAAAGUACAAACCUUACUCAGCACCAGAUGAUCCAUACUGGAGAAAAACCCCAAUGUAAAGAAUGUGGCCAAGUGUUUAAGUACCCGUCAAUCCUUACUCGACAUCAAAUAGUUCACAGUGGUGCCAAACCCUACCCCUGUGAAGAAUGUGGCAAAGCCUUCAAUAGUAAAGCAAACCUCACUCGACAUCACCUGAUUCACACGGGAGAGAAACCAUACAAAUGUCAUGAAUGUGGCAAAGCUUUUACGACACACUCAAUCCUCACUCAGCACCAAAUAAUUCAUACUGGAGAGAGACCCUACAAAUGUGAUGAAUGUGGCAAAGCCUUUAAGUAUCACUCUAGCCUUUUUCAGCACCAUAUAAUUCAUACGGGGAAGAGACCCUACAAAUGUGAUGAAUGUGGGAAAACCUUCAAUCGUCGUUUAACACUUAGUCAGCAUCAGAUAAUCCACACAGAAGAGAAGCCCUACAAAUGUAAAGAAUGUGACAAAACAUUUAAAUGUGCUGCAUACUUGAUCCAACAUAUGAAAAUUCACUGGGAAGGGCUGCCCUACAGAUGCAAAGAAUGUGAUAAACGCUUUAAAUGUUCCGCACAUCUUAUUGAUCAUCAGAGAAUUCAUACCGGAGAGAGACCCUAUAUAUGUCAAGAAUGUGGCAAAGACUUUAUCCGUUCUUCAGAUCUUAUUAAGCAUCGGAGAAUUCAUACUGGAGAGAAACCCUAUAGAUGUAAAGAAUGUGAAAAAGCCUAUAGCUGUUCUUCACAGCUUAAACGACAUCAGAUAAUUCACACUGGAGAGAGACCCUACCAUUGUCAAGAAUGUGGCAAAGCCUUUAAUAACCGCUCAACGUUUUGUGUACAUCAGAGAAUUCAUACUGGAGAGAAGCCCUAUAGUUGUAAGGAAUGUGGGCAAGCCUAUUACUGUUCUUCACAGCUUAAUCGACAUCAGAAAGUUCAUACUGGAGAGAGACCAUAUGUAUGUAAAGAAUGUGGCAAAGGUUUUGUCACUUCCUCAAGGCUUAAAUGUCACCAGGAAAUUCAUACUCGAGUGAAAUCCUACCAGUGUAAAGAAAACAAAGCCUUCAUUAGUAGUUCAACCCUUAAUGUCAAAUAUACAAGAGAAAAUCCCUGUAAAUGUCAAGAGUGUGGCAAGGCCUUUAACAACACUGCAGCCUUGAUUUGAUACCACUAGACUCAUACAGGAGGGAAAUUACAGGUGUACAGAUUGUUGCAAGACCUUGAACAUGUGUAAAGCACUUACUGGACACCUAACAACGCAUAGUGGAGCGAAACCUUCAGAUGUAAUCAUGUGGCCCCCAAGACAGCUAGAUGGUCAUACUUGAAAGCCUUAUACAAAUGCAGAGAAGAUAGUGAAGAUUUUAUUCAUGUAUCAAAUCUUAACAUAAAAGGGUUCAUAUAGGAAUUAAAUUGUAUAGAUAUGUGGAAUAUGGUAAAACCUUCAACUUCUUAGAGAUUUUAAAAAAUAUUUUUAUUUGCUAGCAAAGAGACAAAAACAGAGACAAUGGGCAUGCCUAAGCCUCCAGCCUCUGCAAACAAACUCCAGAUGUGUGCACCACUUUGUGCAUCAUGGGUACUGGGGAAUUGAAUUUGAGUCAUUAAGCUCUGCAGUCAAGUGCCUUAACCACUGAGCACUCUCUCUAGUCCUUCUGCUUAUAGUUUUACAUCAUUAGUUGAUAUGGUUGAAAGAAAUAGAACACUGAUGUUAGUCAAUAGAUGACUCAUCUCUCAGCAGAUGUAAAUUUGUUGUAAAUCCAAAUGUUACUAAAUUGCCUCUUAAAAACCGCACAAAGUACAGCUCCCAGGCCAUUCUAUCUGAAGUACUAUUUUGCUUUCUGAAAAUUUUUACAGAUAUUCUCAAGAGACCAUAGAAUGGAUUUUAAAAUACUGUGUACAUUUUGUUUGAAUUUUGUUUUAGGUAAUAAAAUUGAACGGUUCUGAA
Molecule: messenger RNA, 2722 nt
Organism: Jaculus jaculus (lesser Egyptian jerboa)
Lineage: Eukaryota; Metazoa; Chordata; Mammalia; Rodentia; Dipodidae
Product: zinc finger protein 43-like
Biological process (GO): regulation of transcription by RNA polymerase II
Molecular function (GO): RNA polymerase II cis-regulatory region sequence-specific DNA binding; DNA-binding transcription factor activity, RNA polymerase II-specific
Source: RefSeq, a predicted model, not a curated record